This is a messenger RNA of Cyanistes caeruleus (blue tit), 2066 nucleotides long. The record is from RefSeq and is a predicted model, not a curated record. Lineage: Eukaryota; Metazoa; Chordata; Aves; Passeriformes; Paridae.
AUGCGACCUGACACCCAGCACCGGGGCCCUGCUGCUCAUUCCGAGAAUGAUCUUCCAGAGCAGGAGGAGGAAAUCCUGGGAUCGGAUGAUGAUGAGCAAGAGGAUCCAAAUGAUUACUGUAAAGGGGGUUACCACCUUGUGAAAAUAGGCGAUCUCUUCAAUGGACGUUACCACGUGAUUCGGAAGCUUGGAUGGGGCCACUUCUCCACCGUGUGGCUGGCGUGGGACAUCCAAGGAAGGAGAUUUGUGGCAAUGAAGGUGGUGAAGAGUGCAGAGCACUACACAGAAACAGCACUGGAUGAAAUCAAGUUGCUGAAAUCGGUCCGCAACAGUGAUCCAAAUGAUCCAAGCAAAGAGAGAGUUGUUCAGUUAUUAGAUGACUUCAAGAUUUCAGGAGUGAAUGGUUCUCAUAUCUGUAUGGUGUUUGAAGUUCUGGGGCAUCAUCUCCUGAAGUGGAUCAUCAAGUCAAAUUAUCAGGGUCUUCCACUCCCUUGUGUCAAAAAAAUCAUCAAACAGGUUCUUCAGGGUCUGGAUUACUUGCAUACAAAAUGUCGAAUCAUCCACACAGAUAUAAAGCCUGAGAACAUCCUGCUGUGUGUGAAUGACCAGUACAUUCGCAGGCUGGCUGCAGAAGCAACAGAGUGGCAGAGAUCUGGAGCCCCUCCACCAUCUGGCUCUGCAGUGAGCACUGCACCACAGCCAAAACCAGCUGACAAAAUGUCAAAGAAUAAGAAAAAGAAGUUGAAAAAGAAGCAGAAAAGACAGGCUGAGUUGUUGGAAAAGCGAAUGCAAGAGAUAGAAGAAAUGGAGAAGGAAGCAAACCCUGGACAGACAGAGCCUGAAGAGAAGGAAGAACCUCAAACACCUCUGGAAAUGAUCAUAAAAGUCAGUCCACCAGAGGAAAAUGUCAGCAAAAAGCCAGAAGCCUUUGGACAGGAGCAAUCAAAUCUCAUGGAAAGCAGCGUGGAAAAACAUGCAUCGGAAAUCAACUGCAACGGAGUGAUCCCAAUGACGGACUUGACAGACUCUGUGAAUGAAGGGUCUGUACGACUUGAGGACGACCUCCACAAUGCCAAUGACUGUGGCAAUCACCCUCACACACAGAAGACUGAGAACUUGCAUGACUGUAAUUACAGCCAGCACAACAGUGACUCAGAGAACAGGCCUCAAGAAGCUAUGUUGGACUCGUUUGUGCCCUUGGCCUCAGAGGAUUCCAUGGUGUGCCAGCCCACAUCCAACCAAGAGCAGGUGUUCAGUGAGCAGGGAAUCAACAGUUUUCAGGAAAGCAUCAGGACAGAGAUCCAUUCAGAGGAUGAGAAUGAGAAUAACAGCCCGACAGACAACAAAGGAAAAUCAGCUGCUGGGAAUUUCCUUCUUAAUCCUCUUGAGCCCAAGAAUGCAGAUAAGCUCAAAGUGAAGAUAGCUGACCUAGGAAACGCUUGCUGGGUGCACAAACAUUUCACUGAAGACAUCCAGACAAGGCAGUACCGGUCCCUGGAGGUGUUGAUAGGGUCAGGGUACAACACCCCUGCUGACAUCUGGAGCACAGCCUGCAUGGCCUUUGAGUUGGCAACAGGGGACUAUCUGUUUGAGCCUCACUCUGGGGAGGAUUACUCACGAGAUGAAGAUCAUAUUGCAUUGAUCAUAGAACUUCUGGGGAAAAUACCUCGCAAGCUUAUUUUGGCAGGAAAAUAUUCCAAGGAGUUUUUCACCAAGAAAGGUGAUCUGAAGCACAUCACCAAACUGAAGCCCUGGGGCCUUUUUGAAGUGUUGGUGGAAAAAUACGAGUGGUCCCAAGAUGAGGCAGCUGCAUUCACAGACUUCUUACUCCCCAUGCUGGAGCUGAUCCCAGAGAAACGAGCUACAGCAGCAGAGUGUCUCAGGCAUCCCUGGCUUAACUCCUAGAAGCUUCCAAGCAAUGCUACAACGUUAUACUCUGGUUUACAGCAUAGCCUACACACCCAGCUGCCCUUUUCCAGAUCCAUUUUCCUCCUUGUUCACUUUCAGUGUGGAGUUCUUUCUUCAAGGCUUCCAAGAUUUUAGAUAAAUCUAACCUGUUCUGCUGA